CAGGCCUGCAGGCACUCACACUUGGCACCUGCUCCAAAACCCUUUUGGGUCUUUGAGGAUCUGGGCCCUGGGCCUGGGUCUCCCGGCAGCUCAGAAAAGUUGGCCUGCCUGGCCAGAGAGGGAACUACGCGAUUCAGAAAAGCACUGCCCUUCAGCAGUCUGGGCUCCCCAAAGGCAGAGUGGGACGCUAGAAACGUGUGCGCGCAGUGGUCUGGGUGUGCAAGUGUGCGAAGGAUACGUGUUGUGUGAGCGAGAGGUUAGCGGAUGUGCGUGUGCGUGUGCGCGCGUGGCUCCGGGUGUGCGCCGCUGCGAUAGCGGGUCCUUUCCCGGGGCGGGCGACGGGCGGGCUGGGAAGGUCUCCUCCCCUCACCACAUUGAGAAAUCUCAGUGAGUCACUGAGUGGUUCUGCAUAUUAAUGAGCUCACUCGCUGCGAGGGCAGGAGCGGAUUUAAAAGAGGCCAGGGCGGGCGGAGGGAGGCUGUGGAGAGAGCGCAGAGACAAGCGCAGAGCGCAGCGCACCGCGACAGACAGCCGUGGGCAUCCACCGACGGCGCAGCCGGAGCCAGCCGAGCCGGAAGGCGCGCCCCGGGCAGAGAAAGCCGAGCAGAGCCGGGUGGCGUCUCCGGGCCGCCGCUCCGACGGGCCAGCGCCCUCCCCAUGUCCCUGCUCCCGCGCCGCGCCCCUCCGGUCAGCAUGAGGCUCCUGGCGGCCGCGCUACUCCUGCUGCUGCUGGCGCUGUACACCGCGCGCGUGGACGGGUCCAAAUGCAAGUGCUCCCGGAAGGGACCCAAGAUUCGCUACAGCGACGUGAAGAAGCUGGAAAUGAAGCCAAAGUACCCGCACUGCGAGGAGAAGAUGGUUAUCAUCACCACCAAGAGCGUGUCCAGGUACCGAGGUCAGGAGCACUGCCUGCACCCCAAGCUGCAGAGCACCAAACGCUUCAUCAAGUGGUACAACGCCUGGAACGAGAAGCGCAGGGUCUACGAAGAAUAGGGUGAAAAAUCUCUGAUGGGAAAACUCCAGACCAGUUGGGAGACUUGUGCAAAGGACUUUGCAGAUUUAAAAAAAAAAAAAAAAAAAAAAAAAAAAAAAAGCCUUUCUUUCUCCCAGGCAUAAGACACAAGUUAUAUAUUGUUAUGAAGCACUUUUUACCAACGGUCAGUUUUUACAUUUUAUAGCUGCGUGCGAAAGGCUUCCAGAUGUGAGACCCAUCUCUCUUGUGCUCCAGACUUCAUCACAGGCUGCUUUUUAUCGAAAAGGGGAAAACUCAUGCCUUUCCUUUUUAAGAAAUGCUUUUUUGUAUUUGUCCAUAUGUCACUAUACAUCUGAGCUUUAUAAGCGCCCGGGCGGAACAAUGAGCUUGGUGGACACAUUUCAUUGCAGUGUUGCUCCAUUCCUAGCUUGGGAAGCUUCCGCUCAGAGGUCCUGGCGCCUCGGCACAGCUGCCACGGGCUCUCCUGGGCUUAUGGCCGGUCACAGCCUCAGUGUGACUCUGCAGUGGCCCCUGUAGCCGGGCAAGCAGGAGCAGGUCUCUCUGCAUCUGUUCUUUGAGGAACUCAAGUUUGGUUGCCAGAAAAAUGUGCUUCAUUCCCCCCUGGUUAAUUUUUACACACCCUAGGAAACAUUUCCAAGAUCCUGUGAUGGCGAGACAAAUGAUCCUUAAAGAAGGUGUGGGGUCAUUCCCAACCUGAGAGUUUCUGAAAGGUUCACAGGUUCAAUAUUUAAUGCUUCAGAAGCAUGUGAGGUUCCCAACACUGUCAGCAAAAACCUUAGGAGAAAACUUAAAAAUAUAUGAAUACAUGCACAAUACACAGCUACAGACCCACAUUCUGUUGACAAGGGAAAACCUUCAAAGCAUGUUUCUCUCCCUCACCACAACGGAACAUGCAGUACUAAAGCAAUAUAUUUGUGAUUCCCCAUGUAAUUCUUCAAUGUUAAACAGUGCAGUCCUCUUUCGAAAGCUAAGAUGACCAUGCGCCCUUUCCUCUGUACAUAUACCCUUAAGAAUGCCCCCUCCACACACUGCCCCCCAGUAUACGCUGCAUUGUACUGCUGUGUUAUAUGCUACGUACAUGUCAGAAACCAUUAGCAUUGCAUGCAGGUUUCAUAUUCUUUCUAAGAUGGAAAGUAAUAAAAUAUAUUUGAAAUGUA
Chlorocebus sabaeus (green monkey) is the source of this 2151-nucleotide messenger RNA. It is a transcript of the gene CXCL14, whose product is annotated as C-X-C motif chemokine ligand 14. Lineage: Eukaryota; Metazoa; Chordata; Mammalia; Primates; Cercopithecidae. Gene Ontology annotation, cellular component: extracellular region. Gene Ontology annotation, biological process: immune response. Gene Ontology annotation, molecular function: chemokine activity. The record is from RefSeq and is a predicted model, not a curated record.